Molecule: messenger RNA, 987 nt
Organism: Ochotona princeps (American pika)
Lineage: Eukaryota; Metazoa; Chordata; Mammalia; Lagomorpha; Ochotonidae
Product: olfactory receptor 11H6-like
Exons: 1
Coding region: 1-987 (328 amino acids)
Biological process (GO): G protein-coupled receptor signaling pathway
Cellular component (GO): membrane
Molecular function (GO): olfactory receptor activity; G protein-coupled receptor activity
Source: RefSeq, a predicted model, not a curated record
AUGAACCUCUCUGGGUCAGCAUCCGACUCCGAGUCAGUGAGUGAAUUCAUUCUUCUGGGCUUCCCCUGCAGCAGGGAGAUUCAGGUCUUCCUGUUUGUGCUCUUCUCCAUCAUCUACCUCCUGACUCUCAUUGGAAACGGAGCCAUUAUCUGUGCUGUGUGUUGGGACCAGCAUCUCCACACCCCCAUGUACAUCCUUCUGGGAAAUUUUGCAUUCCUAGAGAUCUUGUAUGUCAAUUCCACUGUUCCAAACACACUGGUCAACUUCCUUUCAGAAGUCAAGACCAUCUCAUUCACCGGCUGCUUCCUCCAGCUGUAUUUUUUCUUCUCCAUGGGUUCUACUGAGUGCUUCUUUCUCUCGGCGAUGGCCUUUGAUCGGUACUUUGCCAUCUGCAAUCCUCUGCAUUAUGCCACAAUUAUGACUGGGCAAAAUUGUGUCAAGAUGGCGACUUCCUGUUGGGUGUGUGGCUUUCUCUCGUAUCUGGUGCCUGUUGUUCUCAUCUCCCAAUUGCCUUUUUGUGGCCCUAAUGUCAUUGACCACUUUGUAUGUGAUUCAGGUCCACUGUUGACCCUCUCCUGUGCCCCUGCCCCAAUAUCCAAGCUCAUGAGCUAUACGCUAAGCUCCCUUGUUAUUCUCCUGAGCUUCGUUUCCAUCCUCAUCUCUUAUGCCUUGGUUCUACUUGCUGUUCUUCGGUUGCCCUCAGCAUCCAGUCGGCACAAGGCCUUUUCCACCUGUGGGUCCCACCUGGUUGUGGUGCUGCUCUUCUACGGCACUAUCAUGGUGAUGCAUGUAAGUCCUGGGUCCAGCCACUCAACCCUGAUGCCAAAGAUCAUGACCUUGUUCUAUGCCAUGGUUACUCCUCUCUUCAAUCCCCUGAUUUACAGUCUCCGAAAUAAGGAAAUGAAAAAUGCUUUAUGGAAAGUUCUGGAAAAGUUUAAAACAUCUUUAAAGCUUUCUGGCAGGAAUCCCAGGAGGAAUGUGGAAUAA